GCCCCGCCCCUCCGGGCGUGUGUGUCGUGUGUGUUUGGGGCCCGCGCGGGUUGAGCGCCCUCCGCCUUCGCGCCUCCUGCCCCCGAGGCCCUACGGCUGCCCCUGUGCCCCUCGCCAGGCCGGGCAUCGCGGGCCAACAUGGGCCAGGAAGAGGAGCUGCUGAGGAUCGCCAAAAAGCUGGAGAAGAUGGUGGCCAGGAAGAACACGGAAGGGGCCCUGGACCUUCUGAAGAAGCUGCACAGCUGCCAGAUGUCCAUCCAGCUACUACAGACAACCAGGAUUGGAGUUGCUGUUAAUGGGGUCCGCAAGCACUGCUCAGACAAGGAGGUGGUGUCCUUGGCCAAAGUCCUUAUCAAAAACUGGAAGCGGCUGCUAGACUCCCCUGGACCCCCAAAAGGAGAAAAAGGAGACGAAAGAGAAAAAGCAAAGAAGAAGGAGAAAGGGCUUGACCGUUCAGACUGGAAGCCGGAAGCAGGCCUUUCUCCACCAAGGAAAAAACGAGAAGACCCCAAAACCAGGAGAGACUCUGUGGACUCCAAGUCUUCUGCCACCUCCUCUCCAAAAAGGCCAUCGGUGGAAAGAUCAAACAGCAGCAAAUCAAAAGCGGAGAGCCCCAAAACACCCAGCAGCCCCUUGACCCCCACGUUUGCCUCUUCCAUCUGUCUCCUGGCCCCCUGCUAUCUCACAGGGGGCUCUGUCCGGGACAAGUGUGUGGAGAUGCUGUCAGCAGCCCUGAAGGCGGACGAUGAUUACAAGGACUACGGAGUCAACUGUGACAAAAUGGCAUCAGAAAUCGAAGAUCAUAUCUACCAAGAGCUCAAGAGCACCGACAUGAAGUACCGGAACCGCGUGCGCAGCCGCAUUAGCAACCUCAAGGACCCCAGGAACCCCGGCCUGCGGCGGAACGUGCUCAGUGGGGCCAUCUCCGCAGGGCUCAUAGCCAAGAUGACGGCAGAGGAAAUGGCCAGUGACGAACUGAGGGAGUUGAGGAAUGCCAUGACCCAGGAGGCCAUCCGUGAGCACCAGAUGGCCAAGACUGGCGGCACGACCACUGACCUCUUCCAGUGCAGCAAAUGCAAGAAGAAGAACUGCACCUAUAACCAGGUGCAGACACGCAGUGCUGAUGAGCCCAUGACGACCUUUGUCUUAUGCAAUGAAUGUGGCAAUCGCUGGAAGUUCUGCUGAUGGAACAGCCAGGACCACCAUGAACAAGGUGAGGAAGAAGAAAGAGGAAGCGCUGAACUGUAUGAACUGGAGAAGCAAUAAAAAUUAAAGUGAAGGAAAAUACUGAACUCUGAGUGGGGUGGUAUGAGUUGGAGGAAGAAUUCUCUUGCAAAUUAAUAAUCGGUCACUAGAAACAAUUGGUUAAUGGGGGAGCCUAAUUGGAGAAUGAUGCUGAGAUUCUGUAUUGAUGAACCUCUUUUAGAAACUGCAGAGGGCUGGGCACGGUGGCUCAUGGUUGUAAUCCGCAAACUCUGGGAGGCUGAGGUGGGAGAAUCGCUUGACCCCAGAAGUUUGAGUCCAGCCCAGGCAACAUAGCAAGACCCCAUCUCUAUAAAAAAAAAAAGAGAAAGAAAAAAUAAAGAAACUGCAGCGCCUUAGACCUGAGGUGUCAUAUCUUGGACAGUGGGCUGGCAGACCUUUGCUUUGAGUUCCUUGUCUCCCAUCUGGAUCUCCCAGCCUUUUCCGAAUUGGAAAAUCCCAGAUCAACACAAACCUCACCCCACCCCCACCUUAGAGUCACAUGUGCAGAACAGUUGAUACACCAUUUGGCUUCAGCAGAUAUUACUUCCCUACUACGUAUUAGGUUGCUGCGAAAGUAAUUGUAGUUUUUGCAAUUACUUUUGCAGUGGCCUAAUAGAAAUAUUUCUUCCCUACUCUUUCCUCAUCUCUUCCCAAACUCUCUGCUAUUCCCUGUUCACGGCUG
Messenger RNA from Symphalangus syndactylus (siamang), 1927 nucleotides. RefSeq names its product transcription elongation factor A3 (gene TCEA3). The record is from RefSeq and is a predicted model, not a curated record. Gene Ontology annotation, biological process: DNA-templated transcription; transcription elongation by RNA polymerase II. Gene Ontology annotation, cellular component: nucleus. Gene Ontology annotation, molecular function: nucleic acid binding; zinc ion binding. NCBI's taxonomy places the organism in Eukaryota, Metazoa, Chordata, Mammalia, Primates, Hylobatidae.